ACUGUAUACUGACUUGUUCCUUUCUCUUGUGUGAGUGUGCCUCUCUGCUCUUUGUCUUUUUUUUUUUUUUUUUUUUUCGGAGCUGGGGACCGAACCCAGGGCCUUGCGCUUGUUAGGCAAGCGCUCUACCACUGAGCUAAAUCCCCAACCCCUGUCUUUUUUACCUUUUGGAACUUUCUCAGUUUCUACUACCUGCCUUGUCCUCUCCUGCUGCUUCCUGGGAGCUGAUAGCACAGAUGGGUCAGAUAUGAAUUCUGUCCUGGAGGUGUUCCAGGUAUGGUCAGCAGCAUUACUGCUGGUAGACCUGUCUGUCUCAAAGGCCAGUUCAGGUCUAAGUGUGACCUGAGCAGGGCAGGAGAGUUAUCCAAGGCAGGCAACCUUUCAAAGUUAACGAUGCAGACACCAGCCUUGCUUAAACAUAGUGGCAUGAGAGUCUCCAUGCUGCAUCUUCUAAGUCUUUUCCUAUGCAGAUAUCCCUCCUUCAUUACUUAGCUUUCCAUUUUGUUCCUUCUGUUUUCUUGACACAUAGAGCACCCCGAUUCUCAUGUUUCAUGACAAAUAGAGCCUUGAGCUAAGCUGUAUCACCCUGUACAGGUGACACCACACCACACUGCCUCCUACAACUCCACUAAAUCCCCCCACCCUUUGACCUUCCUGCGUGUUGAACUCCCUGCCAGUUGGAGCUCUGGAUUUUAUGCUUGUCUACCUGAACCCUUGGAAGACCACCAUUUUGCCAUGCUUCUUGUUUUGUUAUUUCCAAUAUGAAGCUGCAGGCUUGGUGUUGGGGUUUUAAUCAGGGCACAUCAGAGCUGAAGCUUAACUCUAGGUGGGUGUUUGUUCAGACCAUUAGGACUGGAGCACAGUGGUGGAGAAGCCUUGGUUCUGCUUGUUUUCUGCCCUAUUUACCUGAAGUCUAGAUCCAGUUACAAGAGUGAGGGAAGCUUCCUAGAGCUUUUUUUUUUUUUUUUUUUUUUUUCUUCUUUUUUUCGGAGCUGGGGACCGAACCCAGGGCCUUGCGCUAGCUAGGCAAGUGCUCUACCGCUGAGCUAAAUCCCCAACCCCCUAGAGCUUUUUAAAAGAAGAUAUAUAUUUAUUUUUAUGUGUAUAUAUGUGAUUGCAGGUGUCUGCAAUUCCUUAUGGAGCUAGAGUUACACAUGGUUGUGAGAACCUAACAUGGGUGCUUGGGCCUCAGAAAGAACAGUGUGCUUGAAAUUUCUGAGCCAUACUGCUCUCUUCCCAGAGUUCUUUUUUUUUUUUUUUUUUUUUUAAGUUAAUGUAUUUAAUGUGUGUGGUUGCUUUGCCUGCAUGUGUAGAUAUACCACAUGUUUGCUUGAUCCCCGUUGAAGUCACAAAAAGGCUUCUGUUCUUUUGGAACUGGAGUUAUAGGGAGUUGUAAGCAACUAUGCGGCUGCUGGGAAUUGAACCCAGGACCUUCAGAAGAGAAAACAGUAUUCUCUUUUUUUUUUUUUUUGGUUCUUUUUUUCGGAGCUGUGGACCGGAAAACAGUACUCUCUUAACUGCUGAGCCAUUUCUGGUCUCUUUCCUGGAGCUUCUUUCUUUUUCUUUUUCUUUUUUUCUUUUUCUUUUUCUUUUUCUCUCUCCUCUCCUCUCCUCUCCUCUCUUCUCCUCUCCUCUCCUCUCCUGUCCUGUCCUGUCCUGUCCUGUCCUGUCCUGUCCUGUCCUGUCCUGUCCUAAGACAGAGUCUCUCUGUAUAACCCUGUUUGUCCUGGCACUCUGUAGAUCAAGGUAGGCUAGAACUCAGAUAUGCCUGCCUCUGCCCUGAGUGCUGGGAUUAAAGAUGUUUGCCUUUGCUGUGUGGCUUUUCCUGGAGUUUUUUUUUUUUUUUUUUUUUUUUUUUUUGGACCUGGGGACCGAACCCAAGGCCUUGCGCUUGCUAGGUAAGCGCUCUACCACUGAGCUAAAUCCCCAACCCCUUUCCUGGAGUUUUUUUUUUUUUUUUGGUUCUUUUUUUCGGAGCUGGGGAUCGAACCCAGGGCCUUGCGCUUCCUAGGUAAGCGCUCUACCACUGAGCUAAAUCCCCAGCCCCAAGUUUUUAAUGCUCCAUUUUCAACCAUGAAUUCUGGGUUGACAUUGGGAUUUGGGGCCAUGGAGUUUUUAUCCUCUUUUGCAUAUAUUUUUCUGAGCUCAGGAAGGAAGUAUGUUUGUGGUGACAACAGAGAACUGCAUCUGUGCUGGGUGUAUACAUGUGUGUAUAUGUAUGUAUUAGAAUUUUAGUGAUAUUUAUGUAUCAGAAGAUUUCUAACAUCGUGUUGUAAGUUUUUGAAGUCAGAUUAUACCAGGUAGCUCAGCGCUAACUGAGUUCCUUAAUUAGGUGUACCCCACAUAUGGAUUGGUAAUGGACAGGAGCUAGAACAGGUGCAAGGGGUGCAGGUUGGUCAGGGCUGGAUUAAUGGGGCUGUCAGGACUCCAGUUGGCAUCCUUGGGUAUUUCCCUCAUGCCAAAGGCUUCCCUGGGUACUGGGCAUUUUAGAAUGCUGGGUGGCAGACAGAACUGUUGUAGAGAUCGGGAAGGCCAACUGCAAAGGAUAGUAGUAGGCAGUAGGAUACAGAAGAACCCAGUGACACUGUGGCAGGACGCCUCAGGGACAUGACACAUCUUCGUGCAGCUGUUCUGUGCAGUUACUGCUGGUAGACCUGUUUGCCCCAAGGAGUCAAGUUCAUGUUGCAGGAGUGGCUGGCAGGUUGACGUGUCUUUCAGGAGGAAGAGUUUCUGGGGAAGGAUGUCAUGGAGACCCCAGACAGUGGACACAAGACUGUAGGAUGGCCUGAGCUAUGGCAGUGGAGAGGGAUGAGGCUGGACUGGAGUCUGCCAUGUCUUGAUCGACAAGGAGGUGUCCUAGACCUAUGGGACUUGCAGCUUCUUUGCAAAGGGAGAAAGAAGUGACCACAGUGACUGUGGCCAACGUGGGGUCCUCUGCAGAUAACGUCUUCACAACAUCAGUGGCAAAUGCAGCCUCGAUAUCAGGACAUGUCCUGUCUGGUAGGACAGCCCUGCAGAUCGGGGACAGCCUGAACACUGAGAAAGCCACACUAAUAGUUGUACACACAGAUGGGAGCAUUGUGGAAACCACCGGGCUGAAGGGCCCAGCAGCACCUCUCACCCCAGGUCCUCAGUCUCCUCCUACCCCACUGGCACCUGGCCAGGAGAAAGGUGGUACCAAGUACAACUGGGACCCUUCGGUGUAUGACAGCGAGCUGCCUGUGCGCUGUCGGAACAUCAGUGGCACGCUCUACAAGAGUCGGCUCGGCUCAGGUGGCCGGGGGCGGUGUAUCAAGCAGGGAGAAAACUGGUACAGCCCAACCGAGUUUGAAGCCAUGGCAGGAAGAGCCAGCAGCAAGGACUGGAAGAGAAGCAUCCGCUAUGCGGGCAGACCCCUGCAGUGCCUCAUCCAGGAUGGUAUUUUGAACCCUCACGCUGCCUCCUGCACCUGUGCUGCCUGUUGCGAUGACAUGACUCUAAGUGGCCCUGUCAGGCUCUUCGUCCCCUAUAAAAGGCGCAAGAAAGAGAAUGAGCUGCCCACGACUCCAGUUAAGAAGGAUUCCCCCAAGAACAUCACGCUGCUCCCUGCCACGGCGGCCACCACCUUCACUGUGACACCCUCAGGACAGAUCACUACCUCUGGAGCACUAACCUUUGACCGAGCAUCCACUGUGGAGGCCACUGCUGUCAUCUCUGAGAGCCCAGCCCAAGGGGAUGUCUUUGCAGGAGCCACAGUGCAAGAGGCAGGCGUGCAGCCCCCCUGCAGGGUUGGCCACCCUGAACCCCACUACCCUGGCUAUCAGGACAGCUGCCAGAUCGCCCCGUUUCCAGAAGCUGCAUUGCCAACAUCACAUCCCAAAAUUGUCCUGACAUCGCUGCCCGCCUUGGCCGUGCCGCCCUCCACCCCCACCAAAGCUGUCUCUCCCACCGUGGUCAGUGGGCUGGAGAUGUCAGAGCAUCGGAGCUGGCUGUACCUGGAAGAGAUGGUCAACUCCCUCCUCAACACAGCCCAGCAGCUGAAGACGUUGUUUGAACAAGCCAAGCAGGCGAGCUCUUGCAGGGAAGCUGCUGUGACCCAGGCGAGAAUGCAGGUUGAUGCAGAGAGGAAGGAGCAGUCAUGUGUCAACUGCGGCCGGGAGGCCAUGAGUGAGUGCACCGGCUGCCACAAGGUUAACUACUGCUCUACGUUCUGCCAGCGCAAGGACUGGAAAGACCAUCAGCAUGUAUGUGGCCAGUCAGCAUCUGUCACUGUCCAGGCUGAUGACGUCCAUGUUGAAGAAAGUGUGAUAGAAAAAGUUACUGUCUGAGCCAGGCUUCUCCCUGAGCUCUACUGAGAAGCCAUCACAGGCUUAGGCUCUGACUUUGGGGGCUGCUGAGAAGAGGGCCCUGGGAAACUUGCCGGACAAGUUAUUAACAGACUGUGCCCUUGGAAACAAACUCCUGCCAGAGACCAAGGAACGCUGGCAGCUUGCAGGAUGGGGCACUCUGCCACAGCCCAGGGUCCUCUGCCUAUCACGGUGCUCUUUCUUCCCUGGAUCAUGAGUGUCCUACUACCCUCGGGGUGCCCUAGCCACGUGUACAUACCUGUUUUAUCUGUUAAUAAAGAUGUAAAUAAAGCUCCCACCCCACA
Molecule: messenger RNA, 4630 nt
Organism: Rattus norvegicus (Norway rat)
Lineage: Eukaryota; Metazoa; Chordata; Mammalia; Rodentia; Muridae
Source: RefSeq, a predicted model, not a curated record